GGCGCGGGGCGGCCCCGCCGAGGAUGCUGCGGCUGCGCUGCAAGGCCCGGAGCGGCACCCACCCCCUGCCCGGCCUCACGGCCCACUCCCGCCUCCGAGACAUGCAGGCCGCGCUGGCUGCCCUCACCGGCGUCCCCGCCCCGGCCCAGCGCCUCCUGCUCGGUUUCCCGCCGCGGAGCCUGGAUCUCAGCGACGGCGAGCGGCGGCUCGGAGACCUCGGCAUCCACUCGGGUGAUACCCUCAUAGUCGAAGAGGAUACGUCCAAACCCAAGCCCGACUCGCCCGUCGUCGCCAAGAGAACGAUGUCGAACUCGGUGAGGGAAGCGGUGCCGGUGCUCAUGAGGAGGGUUGUCCCGGCGGAUAACUCCUGUCUCUUCACCAGCAUCUACUACGUGGUGGAGGGAGGCGUUUACGACCCAGGUUGCGCCCCAGAGAUGCGCAACCUCAUCGCCCAGAUAGUGGCCAGCGAUCCCGAAUCUUACUGUGAGGCAGUUCUAGGGAAAACUAACAGGGAGUAUUGCGACUGGAUCAGAAGAGAAGAGACUUGGGGAGGAGCCAUCGAAGUGUCCAUUCUAUCCAAAUUUUACCAGUGUGAGAUCUGUGUGGUGGACACGCAGACGGUCAGAAUCGACCGUUUCGGGGAAGAUGCCAGUUACACCAAGCGGGUCCUUUUAAUUUACGACGGGAUUCAUUACGAUCCACUCGAGCGUAAAAUCCCCGACUCGGACGUUCCUCCCCAAACCAUUUUCUCCACGACUGAUGAUGUUGUUCUUGCUCAAGCCUUGGAGCUGGCGGACGAAGCCAGACGGAAGAGGCAGUUUACCGACGUGAAUCGCUUUACGCUGAGGUGCAUGGUGUGCCAGAAGGGACUAACUGGACAAGUGGAGGCCAGAGAACAUGCCAAGGAGACCGGACACACCAACUUUGGGGAAGUGUGACGUCUACACGAGGAGGGUUACAUCGACUACCUCACCCAUCCAGAAUAAAAUUCUGGAUUUCCAGAUAAGCUGUAUGUAAGCAUAAAAUUCCGUUCACAAAAGCUUGAAAAGCGUUAUUAACUUAAUGAUGGCCGAGACGCACAGGUUUGUUAUGGGUAGUGACUUUUCCAAUGGGUUUGAAAUAGGUUUCUUCUCGCAUGCUAAUUUAUAGUGCUUUGGCAGGUGGUAUAGACCGGCAGCUACAGCCUGAUUUCUGAAAUAAUCUGUGAUCUGAGCAGACACACAAAAUCAGGCUCGUUCAACACUAGCGUAAAACCUUAGCCUCUAAGUUGCUGAAUGAAUUAUUGUAUUACACUUUCAGAGUAAUUAAAUUAAUCUAAGAGUUUGGGAAAACACGUAUCAGCAUUACUUCUACUAAGAAUUAGAAUCUGCACCUACAAGCAGUUCUCGCAGGGAAACUGCUCAUUUGGUGCACAAUUUUUAAUGGCAAGAGCAUCUCCAAAGCUGCCCUAUACUAUGGUACCAUCAGAAGUAGACUCUAUUGUUUGUGUGAAGUCAUGGCUUUAGAGAAAGAAAUGGCCUCUAAGCUUUAAGAUAGCCUUCUUUAAAUUAAUGAGUAGAUGGUUAAGUGUUGAAUAAACUUAUUAAUCCUUCGUAGGUAGUUUUUAGUUGCUUGAAAAAAUAACUAUCAACCCCCCCCCCCCGGUGUUUACACUGCAUCAGAAGGUAGGCAUGUUUCUUGGAAUACCUGGGAUUCUUCUUUAUAAUAGUAUCUGGCAAGAGGGGAAUACAGUAGUUAGGAAGUGACUUAAUUUGCAUCUGUUACAUACACUUAAGCAGACUUGACUUGGGUAUAGCUGAUGUCGUGGCCACAGUGUUACUAAGCUGUACCAGAUUCCAAAUACUGUAAAUGAGCACUUUAAGGUAUAGUUCUCACUCUGCCGGUAAAAAAAAAGUUUUGCCCUUUUUAAAGGACAAAGUGCUAACCCAGAAGGGAGGCUUGAAGUUUCUUCAUCUGCAUUCUGCCUUAAUGUGUUUGAUUUGUCACCGAUGACUGUUCAGUAGCAAGACUUUAAUUCUGAUAAUGAAGGGUGCGGUUUAAUUUUCGGAACAAAAAUAAGCUGCGUGAACUGCCCUACUUCUCGUACUGUUCAGAAUCAGGGAUGGUGGAAUUGGUUUAAUGUCUCUUACCUCACAGCAGGGUCGUGAGGCUUAACAGUAAGUGCUUUUGAGGUCUUUUAAAAGGUGCUGUAAAGGUGCAUAUUACUGAAAGGGAUUUUUUUUUUUCUUUGAAAUGCCUGCAACACAUACGUGUUUCACUGAAUUUCAAAAUACUCGUAGCCUGCUAUUCUUCUGUUACUCUGUUUUGAGGUACCUUCCUUGCACUUUUACAAAUGGGGAGCAAGAACGUGCAUCUUCGGCCUGAGGCAGAAAUAAACCCACCUUCCAAGUGGAAACCUAAGAUCUAGUUUCAAAGGCCUCCAUUCUGGCUAAACUCCUGCUGCAGCAAAAUCUUCUUUUCUAUAAAAAGCACGUUUCGCUGAAGUUCUCAGCAGAGGCUCCCAGUUGGACCUUGAAAUACAGGAGAGUCUUAUUGAAAAUGGAACAUAAUUACAUAAGUAAGUGCUUUGCUGAAUUGCAGCAUGAAUAAUUAAUCAAGAAUAGAAUCACCAAGAGCACUACGGACCAGGUUUCUUUUAAAUUCAGUAUUAAGAUACACAUUAGAGCUGUUGGGAGUUUCCUAUAGAAAGCCACUUCGCUUCCAGUGUUUUAAACCCCACUUUGCUUUUAGCCUGUCAUUAGGAAAAAAAACCAAAACACACCAAAACCCCACCAUUAAAACCAGCCCUCUAGAAGCUGAUGCUUAUAAACCUAAAGAAAUACCUGAGAGUUCAAAGGAACUUGAAGAUUACACUGUGUUAUAACUACUUGAGAUGAAAUACUGUCUAGGAAUGAGACCAAGAGACUGUCAGUCCUAAGUCGUACUCGCAGCUCUCACACCGAGACGCCUGGGACAAGGAGCUGAUCCUCACCAUUUGCCAUCUGUAAAAUGGGCAUAAUACCUACCUCAGAGAGGUGCGAAGGCCUUUGGGUGUCUGAAACAGAGGUGGAAGAUGUGUAUUUAUUGUCUGCCAUGUUUGCAAAGGCAUUGACUUUGGGGAGCAACACUUAGAUUUGAGCUUUGUAUCCUGGAUGGAUUUCUGAAAGCGUGUAAAAAAAAACAAACCUAUUUUUGUUGGUAUUUCUCAGUUGCAGUAUUUUUAAAAUUAGCGUAUUUAAUCCGGAGUGUUUAGCUUCGCUGUAUCAUGGUUGCAUUGGAAAUCUGCUGAGAGAGCAUCAGUUCUGUUUGAGGGAGAUGUGUCAAUAUCACUGCUUGGAUGUUUUCUUUCGUUGCCUAGAAAAUAAAAUCUCUUUGGUUAAAAAAAAA
This is a messenger RNA of Calidris pugnax (ruff), 3366 nucleotides long. RefSeq names its product YOD1 deubiquitinase (gene YOD1). Gene Ontology annotation, molecular function: cysteine-type deubiquitinase activity. Gene Ontology annotation, cellular component: cytosol; nucleus. The coding region runs from base 24 to 938 and encodes 304 amino acids. The transcript is spliced from 2 exons. Gene Ontology annotation, biological process: endoplasmic reticulum unfolded protein response; protein deubiquitination. NCBI's taxonomy places the organism in Eukaryota, Metazoa, Chordata, Aves, Charadriiformes, Scolopacidae. The record is from RefSeq and is a predicted model, not a curated record.